AUGAUCUCUUUCAACACGACUGUUCCCCUUGCAUUUGACUUUGACCGUCCUGAAGACUACUUCAUUUUUCUUUUCCAAAUUCUGUUCGCUACUAGUGCAGUCCUGCUCUCUGGAUCCGUGGUAAUUGGGAUAUUGAGAACAAAGGGCCUUCGACUUCAAAACAGAUUCAUAUUCAUGCUUAACACCAGCAUUAGCGACACACUCACUGGGUUUUCCGUUUAUUAUCUUGGUCUUUUUGAUGUACAAGAGGGUUACCCGUCAAGGAACGGUACAUAUUACAUUCUGCCUACUCUUCUUGGCGUGAAUGUCCUUACUUUUCUGUUUGCACAGAUUGACCGCUACCUGGCUGUGUGCCAUCCUUUCUUUUACAGUCGGUACAUUACGCGGCGUGUUGUCAUCGGAUUUUGUCUGUUUAGUUGGUUUGACACUUAUUUUUUAUUAACAAUACAAACCGUCGUCCCUGUUGCAAAAGCUGCACAAAUAAACGCAUUUGCCGUUUUGAGUUUGCAAAUAGUAGUGGUCACUAAAGUUGUAAUGACUAUAAAGCUGUACAUAGUUGCCAGAUACCAACUUGCGCGAGAUCCACCGAGCGCUGAGAAGGAGAGCAAACGGGAGUCGUUGAGGAUCAUAGUAUUUGUGGUUAUAAGUUUUUUAACGCUAUGGUGUCCCUCCUUCGUUAAUAUCAUUGUGAAACAGACGACUCCGUAUGGACUGAAAUUCAGGAACGAAGCAACGAACCUCUUUGCCAUCAUGGCACGAUUUAACGCACUUCUCACGCCGUCGGUGUACAUCUGGGGGAGCCCGGUGCUGCGCGAGGCUGUGAAGAAAACUGUGUGGGGAAGAGUGUGUCCAAAGAGGAAAAUAAGCGUUGAUUUUGACGAUGGAGAUGAAAUCUUUGACAAGUAG
This is a messenger RNA of Megalops cyprinoides (Indo-Pacific tarpon), 906 nucleotides long. Its product is annotated as trace amine-associated receptor 7g-like. Gene Ontology annotation, molecular function: G protein-coupled receptor activity. The record is from RefSeq and is a predicted model, not a curated record. Gene Ontology annotation, cellular component: membrane. The transcript is spliced from 2 exons. Gene Ontology annotation, biological process: G protein-coupled receptor signaling pathway. Bases 1 to 906 code for a protein of 301 amino acids. NCBI's taxonomy places the organism in Eukaryota, Metazoa, Chordata, Actinopteri, Elopiformes, Megalopidae.